Lagenorhynchus albirostris (white-beaked dolphin) is the source of this 5885-nucleotide messenger RNA. RefSeq names its product mastermind like transcriptional coactivator 1 (gene MAML1). The transcript is spliced from 5 exons. Gene Ontology annotation, cellular component: nuclear speck; nucleoplasm. Gene Ontology annotation, biological process: Notch signaling pathway; positive regulation of transcription of Notch receptor target. Lineage: Eukaryota; Metazoa; Chordata; Mammalia; Artiodactyla; Delphinidae. Bases 268 to 3324 code for a protein of 1018 amino acids. The record is from RefSeq and is a predicted model, not a curated record. Gene Ontology annotation, molecular function: transcription coactivator activity.
UAAGAUGGCGGCGGCGGCGGCGGCGCGGAAAACAAUGGGGCCGGGGCGGCGGGGACAGGCCGAGGCCUGAGGUGGGCAGCGAGCGACUGCCUGGGUUGGGCCGAGCGGGGCCAGAGGAAGACCCCCGCCGCGCGCGAGCCCGCUCCGCAGCUUGCGGGGCCAUGGCGUGGCCGUGAGGCAGCCGGGCAGCCGGCGGGGAGCGGAGCCUGCCGUGCCAGCCGGCCCCGAGAGGCCCGCCUCGGGCCCGGCCCGUGCAGCCCGCGGCCCAUGGUGCUGCCCACCUGCCCCAUGGCGGAGUUCGCGCUGCCGCGACACAGCGCGGUCAUGGAGCGCCUCCGCCGGCGCAUCGAGCUGUGCCGGCGCCACCACAGCACCUGCGAGGCCCGCUAUGAGGCCGUAUCGCCCGAGCGCCUGGAGCUCGAGCGCCAGCACACCUUCGCCCUCCACCAGCGCUGCAUCCAGGCCAAGGCCAAGCGCGCCGGCAAGCACCGGCAGCCGCCCGCCCCGGCCCCAGCUCAGGCCCCGGCCCCGGCGCCCGCCCCGGCCCCCCGCCUCGACGCCGCCGAUGGCCCAGAGCACGGCCUCCCGGUCGCGCAUCUCCAUGAUACAGUGAAGAGGAAUCUCGAUAGUGCCACAUCCCCUCAGAAUGGUGAUCAACAGAAUGGCUAUGGAGACUUCUUUCCUGGGCAUAAGAAGACCCGCCGGGAGGCCCCUCUGGGAGUUGCCGUCUCUUCCAACGGCCUGCCUCCAGCCUCCCCCCUUGGUCAGCCUGACAAGCCUGGCACAGAGGCCCUACAGGCCAGCGGGAAGCAUUCACUGGGGCUGGACUCCAUCAACAAGAAGUGUCUGGCAGACUCGAGCCUCCACUUGAAUGGAGGCAGCAACCCCAGUGAGUCAUUUCCCCUGAGCCUGAAUAAAGAACUGAAGCAGGAGCCCGUGGACGACCUGCCUUGCAUGAUCACAGGGGCCGGAGGCUCCAUAUCUCAAAGCAACCUCAUGCCUGACCUCAACCUUAAUGAGCAGGAGUGGAAGGAGCUCAUCGAGGAGCUGAACAGGUCAGUGCCUGAUGAAGACAUGAAGGAUCUAUUUAAUGAGGACUUUGAAGAGAAGAAGGAUCCAGAGUCUUCUGGUUCUGCCACACAGACCCCCUUGGCACAGGACAUUAAUAUUAAAACAGAAUUCUCUCCAGCAGCCUUUGAACAAGAACAGUUAGGCUCUCCACAAGUGAGGGCUGGGUCUGCAGGACAGACCUUUAUGGGGCCUUCAUCUGGCCCUGUGAGCACAGAUUCACCCAGCCUAGGGGGCUCUCAGCCCCUGUUCCACACCUCUGGUCAGCCUGGGGUGGACAAUCCCAGUCCCAACCUGAUGUCAGCAUCAGCCCAAGCCCAGAAUGCACAAAGAGCCCUCUCCAGUGUGGUGUUGCCUAGCCAGGGCCCAGGCGGGAGCUCAGAGCUAUCCUCUGCCCACCAACUCCAGCAGAUCGCUGCCAAGCAGAAGCGUGAGCAGAUGCUCCAGAACCCACAGCAGGCUGCCCCAGCACCAGCUCCAGGCCAGAUGUCCACGUGGCAGCAGACAGGCCCCUCCCACAGUCCCUUAAAUGUCCCUUAUUCCAUGGAAAAACCUGCCAGCCCUCCCGGUUACAAGCAAGACUUCACUAGCUCCAAACUGCUCAUGAUACCCAGUGUGAACAAGAGCUCCCCUCGGCCAGGAGGCCCCUACCUCCAGCCCAGCCAUGUGAACCUGCUGAGUCACCAGCCACCAAGUAACUUGAAUCAGAAUCCCGUGGCUAACCAAGGAUCCGUGCUGGACUACGGCAACACCAAACCGCUUUCUCACUACAAAGCAGACUGUGGGCAAGGCGGCCCUGGGGCUGGCCAGAGCAAGCCGGCCCUGAUGGCUUAUCUUCCCCAGCAGCUGUCUCAUCUGAACAACGAGCAGAACUCCUUAUUUCUAAUGAAACCAAAGCCAGGAAAUUUGCCCUUCCGAUCACUGGUUCCACCUAGCCAGGACCAGAACCCUCCCAGCGUCCCUGUACCAACCCAGGCUGCCAGUGUGGGGACUCAGCCACCUGUCGUGUCCGUAGCCAGCACUCACAGUAGCACCUCCUUUCUCAGUAACCAGCAGCAGGCAGCUGUAAUGAAGCAGCAUCAGUUGCUUUUGGACCAACAGAAACAGAGGGAGCAGCAACAAAAGCAUUUGCAACAACAGCAGUUUUUGCAAAGGCAACAGCACCUUCUGGCAGAACAGGAGAAGCAACAGUUUCAGCGCCAUCUGACCCGCCCGCCACCCCAGUACCAAGACCCAACACAGAGCACCUUCCCACAACAGGUUGGACAGUUCACAGGGUCCUCUUCUGCCAUGCCUGGCAUGAACAACUUGGGUCCAUCUAACUCCAGCUGUCCUCGAGUGUUCCCUCAGGCUGGGAAUCUGAUACCAAUGGGUCCUGGACACACUUCGGUUUCCUCUCUCCCUUCAAGCUCAGGCCAGCAGGACCGGGGUGUGGCUCAGUUCACUGGCUCGCAAAGCAUGCCACAGGGCAGCCUCUAUGGCAUGGCUUCUGGUAUGACCCAGAGAGUUGCCCAGCCCCCGCCACAGGCCACCAAUGGACAUGCCCACAUUCCACGGCAGACCGGUGUGGGCCCGAACACCUCGGUUUCAGCUGCCUAUGGGCAGAACUCUCUGGGGAACUCGGGUAUCUCCCAACAGCACAAUAAGGGGACCCUGAACUCUGGUUUAACUAAGCCACAGGUCCCAAGGGUAUCGGCAACCAUGGGAGGCCAGAAUUCCACAUGGCAACAUCAGGGAAUGCCGAACCUGAGUGGCCAAACCCCAGGGAACAACUCCGUAAGUCCCUUCACUGCAGCUUCCAGUUUCCACAUGCAGCAGGCCCACCUGAAAAUGUCCAGCCCACAGUUCUCCCAGGCGAUGCCCAGCAGGCCUAUGGCCCCCAUGAGCUCAGCAGCUGCAGCAGGGUCCAUGCUGCCCCCUGUGAGCACACAGCAGAGGACCAGUGCCCCUGCCCCAGCACCUCCCCAGGGAGCCCCACAGCAGGCCUUGCCGGGCCUGAGCCCAGCUGGGCCUGAGCUGGGGGCCUUCAGCCAGAGCCCCGCCCCAACAGUGGGCGGCCGGGCAGGGCUACACUGCGCCCAAGCCUACCCUGUGCGGACCGCAGGCCAAGAACUGCCCUUUGCCUACAGUGGGCAGCCAGGUAGCAGCGGGCUGGCCAGCAUGGCCGGAGAUGCCGACCUGAUCGACUCCCUGCUGAAGAACAGGACUUCGGAGGAGUGGAUGAAUGAUUUGGACGACCUUCUAGGGCCUCAGUAACAGGAGGAUUUGUGGUGUUUUCAGUGUUCAUACAGCCUAUAUUUUUCUUCUCAAAUUCAAGAAAGAGCAACUACUUUGGACCAAAAGCCCACAGCCCGGGGAGCUGGGCAGGUAGAGCUAGAGCCAUGGGGCUGAGGCCUGGUCCUCCCAGGCUCUGUGGGGCCCAGGGCUCCCAGCCAGCAGUUGUGGUAUGUUGGGCUGGCCCCACCCCAUCUGCUGGCGUCGUUAUCUGGUUUUGGGACAGCAGGACAGGGUUCUGCAGGUGGUUUUCUAUCCAAAUGACCAAAAAACCAACAGUGAAACCCCACGAUGUCAGGCUUAUAAAAAUCUAUGCUAUCAUGUUGACUUAAUCCAAGAUUUCUCCACUUGCCCCAAUUUUGGGACAAAUUUUUGUUGAAACUUUAUAGCAGAACUAUUUGCAAUUUGUAGCAUAGAAAAGAUUUUAAAUUUUUUUUUAAGGUUUUAAAACAGAUUAGGGUAGGUGGUGGUUUAAAUUGAUAAGUGGCAUUGGAAACUUAGGGUUUCCUUUUGAUUAAGAGCCUUUUUUAUUCCUGCUCUUUGUCAGCUUUCAGGGCAAAGGGAGGCUCACUGGAAAAUCAUUUCCGUAAGUGCAGGCUGUGACUGCAUGUGCCAAAAAGGAACAGGAUGCCAUGAGAAAGCAGAGUUAGUGACACAGAUCUGGUCUUUCCAGCAGCUCCUCCUUCUCCCAGAAUGCUGUUCUUCCAGGCUGGCAUUUAGGAGGAUGUGGGCUGAGGAAUCCCUUCCUCCCAUGUGUUGGUAGCAAGACCCCAGGCGGCCCCCAGGCCAAAUGCUGAAAUGAAACAAUUGGGAUUCCUGUGUCCUCUUUUGUUGUUUCUCCUUUUGCAGUUUCUCCGAAAACUCAUCUUUAAUGUGUUAGGAAGGUGAUCAUUGUCGAGUUAUGAACAGAUGUCUUUCCUGCACCCUGUCUUCAUUUCCCAUAACCUUUCUUUCUGCCUCCCCUUCUUUCUCUCUCCAGCCCAAAUGGAAAAACUCCUUAAGCCACUGAUUUACUGGAUUGGAGAGAAAAAGAAAGAGUCAUUAGAAUUCCCUAGGGAAGCCUAGCAUAGUAAGGAGCUGGGUAUCCCUUCCCCAGAAAGCAAAGGUUUGUGGGAAGGAGAAAAAUAGGUGUGCCCUGUUUGGCAGGGAGGACGCAGGCUGGGCCAGAGGAAGGAAUUCCACUUUGUUUUACUACUUCUGCCACUCCCUUGUCAGAUGACUUGCACUUUUUAAAGAGAAUUGCUUUGUAACACUAAUACAUCCUUUCUAAAGAUUCAAAUGGAUUUCUCUCUUAAGGUCUAUGACUUUUUAGGUCUUGACUAAGCUAAGAGUCCACAACAACCUGUGGGCUGUUUGUGGGAAAUGAAGACAGAGCACUUCGAUGUAACGAAAGCAACAUGGUAAGCACAAGGUGAGACCCUUUUAAAUGGGGUGUCGGAGAGAAAAUAGUACACUGAAAAGAGUAGCGUAUAUACAGAGUGGUCUCUGGCGAAACCACAACCCCAUUUUUAUUUCCCUGGAGCCUCAGAAUGGAUAAUUCAAGGAGUAUCAUAUGUAAAGAAUUGAGCCAAGGAAAAUAUUCACACAACCAGCUUGAGUGGCUUUGAGGGGACAAAGGGUUGUACACACAUUGGUAAUUAUUUUGCACCAGCAGUGCCUUUCAUGGGGGUACUUGGACCCUCAGAUCUUCUUCUCUAAUAGCCAUUUGCCACCAUGGGUGGUGUUUGGGCCAUUUCCCCUUUAAACACCCUCCCUGCCUUCUCCAGUCACUGAAUACAACUCUCAAAGAAGGGAAUGAAUCAUAAAGCCAGUGAAGACUCCACCCUCUGAGUGAGUUCCCCAGUCUGAAGGGGAAGAGGGUGACUUCAGCGGGUUUUCUACCAAAAAUAGCGGGCGGAAGGCUGGUGGUGGGUCCUUGCUCCUCUCCUGGUCUCCCUCUGGCUGCUGCUCACCUCUAUCCCUGGGCGCUCGCGCCUCUGCCUCCCCCUUGUGAGGAGGGCUGCCCCUGCCUUAGUCCUGGGGCCACCUAGACAGACAGCAGGCUUCUCACUUGCUGCAGUGUCAGAGCAAUAAAAUGUGAUGCUUGGAGUCCCCCCAGGGAGCUGCCUGUGGCUUUAUUUAUGAAUCUGGUUUUUGGGUAGUCAGGGAAGGAGACAACUCCACUUCAGUGCAAAUCCCCAUCUUCCAGGAGCCAUGACUCAAAAGAAAAGGGUGCUUGGACUUUUGUUAUACACACUUGCUUUGUGUAAAUAAAUGUUUACAAUUUUAUAUUAAAGAUGGAAUAAGCGUUAGCGCUUCUGACUGUAUAUUUUUUACUUUUAUAGAUUUUAAAACUAUGAUCCUUUAUAUAUGUGUUUUGGGGGCUAUAAGUUUUAUGUCAAACAGUUGGUAUUGUUAACUUUUUACUGUCAUCAAAGUACAUAAAAGUCCUAUUAAUUCCCUUAUUCUUCUACUUCCCUUAACUCUGGUAUACACCAAAAAGAAAUCUUUACUUUCCUGUUUUAUCAUUAUAAAAUAAUAAAAGUAUUUUGCUAGUAUGGAAA